GACUUGCACAGCUUCGUAGAGCUGCAAUCCAAAGCGAUUGGAAGGGGAGACCACUCUCGCAAGUAGUGCACUCGGUGCGUGGUCUCCCCUUCCAGCCGCUUAGGAUAGCGGCUCUGUGAAGCUGUCCAAGCAACGAAGGCCUUGAGAAAAGUCUAAUAUCCUUCAGUGUCAAACCAUGGGCAUACAAACUUAUUAUAACAACUCUCUUCAAGCAACUUACGUGGCUCAGCUGAUGAUUUGAAGCAUUGUACUUCCUCAUAGCCAUGUUGAUUGAGUGGGUGUGUGCAUGGAGAUAGCUCCGUGGUGUGUGUGUGUCACAGCAUGGUGGUUGUAAAUAAACCACCGUGGUCGCGCAGGCACAGAUAAAAGGUCUUUCAACUUCAAAAAUAUUCAGGCUUUCAUGUUCUAUGAACCGUGGGAUCGUGCAGGUCAUAGAACUGUAGGUAAAGAUUACAACACCAUUUUCAUGCAAGCUCUAAUGCAUGGCUCUCAUGAAAAUAUCUGGUUGAAUAUCCAUACUGUUUGCACUGACUCAAAAGUGUUUCAGUUUCACAAGGAUCCAAUGGCUGCCGAUUCGGAAAACAACAACUUGCUGAAGAGCAAGGAUGGCGGUAUCAAGGGAAUCAGUACAAAGAACCUGGUUGUUAUAACGCCCUGUGUUGUGGCAGUUUUAUUCGCUGCUUGGAAUCCCCUGAUGUGGCUGCUUCAACAGUUUCUACUCGUCAGUGGCAACUUCUGGACCAGCUUGUACGCAAUCAUCUACAACUUGUUUGGCGGCAACGAAUUCAUGAUGGCAUCGAUAGGGACAUUUCUGACGUCAUCAUUGGUUUAUUGGUUGCUUGUUUCCUGUAUAACAUUCGUUGACGCAACUGGGAGGCCAUACUGGAUUCGGAAAUACAAGAUACAACAGGACAGACACAUACCCGUAGAUCCAGUUAUUCUGAGACGCGCCUGCUAUGGUACACUAUACAACAUGACUGUAGUCGGGGUACCAUACAGCCUAGUGUUGGGAUGGCUGUUACAACUACGUGGAUGUAGUACAUCGCUAACGUUACCCGCUUUCCAUUGGGUGUGUCUAGAGAUGUUGGCAUCGCUAGCUGCUCAAGAGGUUGGGUUCUACUAUUCGCAUCGUUUACUGCACCACGGAUGGUUUUACAAGAACGUCCAUAAACGGCACCACGAGUACACGUCCCCGUUUGCAGUGUCCAACUUUGACGUCCAUCCCUUCGAGCACGUGGUUGGUAACCUGACUCCAAUGGUCGCUGGGCCACUCAUUGUGGGAUCCCACAUCAUGACGCUGUGGGUGUGGUUUGCACUGGGGAUGUUUUCUAGCCUUCUAGCUCAUAGUGGUUAUCAUCUACCGUUCAUGCCGUCCAAUGAAGCGCAUGAUUUUCACCAUCUCAAGUUUGUCAACAAUUUCGGAGCAUUGGGGAUUCUAGACCGCCUCCACGGGACUGACACUCUGUUUCGACAGUCUCAACAGUUUAAAAACCACGGCGUCUUUACAUCGUUCGCGCCAAAACGUGAAAUGACGAAAACACCAGGUGGCAAGUAAAUGGACAUGACAACUGAACGAAGAA
Molecule: messenger RNA, 1580 nt
Organism: Asterias rubens (European starfish)
Lineage: Eukaryota; Metazoa; Echinodermata; Asteroidea; Forcipulatida; Asteriidae
Product: fatty acid hydroxylase domain-containing protein 2-like
Exons: 6
Coding region: 401-1555 (384 amino acids)
Biological process (GO): sterol biosynthetic process
Molecular function (GO): iron ion binding; C-4 methylsterol oxidase activity
Source: RefSeq, a predicted model, not a curated record